Molecule: messenger RNA, 1914 nt
Organism: Asterias rubens (European starfish)
Lineage: Eukaryota; Metazoa; Echinodermata; Asteroidea; Forcipulatida; Asteriidae
Product: DNA repair protein XRCC2-like
Exons: 3
Coding region: 90-1355 (421 amino acids)
Biological process (GO): DNA strand invasion; double-strand break repair via homologous recombination
Cellular component (GO): replication fork; Rad51B-Rad51C-Rad51D-XRCC2 complex; centrosome
Molecular function (GO): four-way junction DNA binding
Source: RefSeq, a predicted model, not a curated record
AAUUUUAGUCAGGCUGGUGAACAGACUGGUUCUCUCUGUAAUUGGGGCUAACUUUGAAGAAAGCGUCAGGGUACAGUUCAGUGUUGAUAAUGGCAGCGGGACUUUCAGAAACUGGUGCUCAGCUGUUUGCUCGUCUUGGCUCAAAACCUUCGCUGGAAACACUUGAUCCUCGUCUGUUCCCGCCUCCAGACUGUCUCCGCCCAUCCCACGCAGUUGAAUUCUACGGACCAAUAGGAUGCGGAAAGACAGAGAUGCUUCUUCACAUCAUCAGCAGGUGUAUCCUACCGGGUUGUUGGAGGGGUGCGGUCCUUGGGGGUAUGGGGGUGGGUGUGGUUCUUGUGGAUGCUGAUUUUCAAUUCUCGAUGUUGAGGCUGUUUCAGAUUCUUGAGAGGAGGGUAGCAGAUGUGAUGGAGAGGAUGAAGAAUGAGGAUCAGAACUCUAAAGCAGCAACCAAAAGUGAAAAAGGCUCACUUCAAAGUUCAACAGGUAUGGAUAAGAAGGUCAAGUGUGGCGCACAAGAGAAACCAAAGAUUUGUAGAAUGUGCAAUAAUAAUGACACUAUUAAAGACAAAACUCCUGAUUUCGAUCAGCAAAGUGUUAAUGCUUGCCUUUGUAGUCAGGGGAAUGCAAAUGAAAUAACAGCCAGCCUAGGAAAGAAACGCACAAGAACAGGUAAUGUCAAACAUGAUGAUGGGGCUCCCUACAGUGCAACAAAAAAACUACCAGGUUGUAAAGACACAACACAGAGUAACCAAACAUUUGAAAUGCCAUCAGCAGAUGAUGUAGAAGCAUUCAUCAAAUCCUGUCUGAACCGGUUCUAUCUGGUUCGCUCCGGUGGGAGCAGUGACCAACUCAUCAUGGAUCUCCACUCACUGGAGUCCCUUGUUGCCAACAGACCAGACGUGAGCAUCCUCAUGCUCGAGAACAUCGCCGCUUUCUAUUGGACGGAUAAGGGUAACUCAGGAGGCGUGGCCUCAGCCGCAGAGGCCAAUCAGCGCAGAGCUGUCGAUAUCAUCAAGCGUCUGAUUGAAGAGUACCGGCUAGUGUUUAUGGCCACGAAACCUGCCCUCAUCCAACGCGGUCAUCGCACUAAGGGGUUUGAUGAUUCAUUACCUGCCACACCUUCACAUACAAAUCUCUCGCAUUCGGACAGCAAUAAGUACAGCCAUCAUGAAUUCAUGUGCAAUGCUUGGAAUAAACUAAUCACUCAUAGAUAUGUUAUGAGGCGGAUGGAUCCAGUAAACCAGAACCGGGCAGUGUCUUUGCCAGGGAAUUAUUCAGCAUUUAGGACUUUGCCAUCUUCAGAUCAACCAUGUAGAUUUAGCAUUACAGAAAGAGGUUUAACGCACCACUGAAUAAAUUACAGAGGUCAAGAGCUUCUAACCCAAAGUUUCUAUUGCCAUUAAUUUUAAGAGUUGGUUACAUAAACUUUUUUGCAAAUAGCCAUUUAAUGAGGUGCAUGCUGGUCUAGACCUACAUGUAAUGCACUUGUGCUUAGUAUUUGCGAUUAGGUCUGUGUACAUGUGCCUCUCAAAGAUGAAAUUCCAGACCUGAAAUCAAAGGGGAACAAAAACCCAGCUGCACAAGUUUUGAGAUGUGCUUUUCUUCAUCUAUAUCACAGAUUGCGUACACUACAAUCCAAAAAAUCUACAAGUGUAUUUUUCUCCCAUUGAACUUUGUAAAAUGUGUGCAUUCAGAAGUCCUGGCUCUGUGGUAAACAUUGACAAUGAGACUAACAAGAGCAUGUACAUGUCUAAAUAGCUAUAGUGAGAGAAUGGACAUGGACCUUAUCGCAAAUACUCGGUACGCACGCGUUAAAGAAACACAUUGCCUUGGGUCAGCCGAGUUGGUCUUUGAAAAGCGUUAGUAACCGUUUGCUGUAAAAUGCAUCUGAUUAGAAAGAUAUUUUAAAAG